Molecule: messenger RNA, 1614 nt
Organism: Cadophora gregata
Lineage: Eukaryota; Fungi; Ascomycota; Leotiomycetes; Helotiales; Ploettnerulaceae
Exons: 5
Coding region: 1-1614 (537 amino acids)
Biological process (GO): amino acid transmembrane transport
Cellular component (GO): membrane
Molecular function (GO): L-amino acid transmembrane transporter activity
Source: RefSeq, a predicted model, not a curated record
AUGGCGGAGAAAGCAGUGUAUACGCGAGAUGGAGGGAUUUCUCCUCCUGGAAACAGCAGCAGCAGUGAUGGGAAACAUGCUGGUGAGCGUAUCGACAAUGGAAAUGGUGAAGUGGAGGCAUACAUCACCAGUCCGGAGCGUCGCCAGCUUGGGCUUGCCAGUGCCAUUUUCUUGAUUUUCAAUCGCAUGGUCGGAACUGGUAUCUUUGCAACACCAUCCUCAAUUGUCGCUCUCUCCGGCUCAGUUGGCCUAUCGCUUUUCAUCUGGGUGGCUGGAAUCGUCAUCGCUUUUGCUGGUGCAGCUGUCUAUCUCGAAUUCGGAACCGGCCUACCCCGAAAUGGAGGCGAGAAGAAUUAUCUCGAGUAUGUAUUCACGAGGCCCAAGUUUCUCGCUACAGCCAUGUACGCCUCUUGGGUUAUGCUUCUUGGUUGGGCGGGAGGAAACUCCGUCAUAUUCGGAGAGUACAUCUUGCACGCCGCCAACGUGGAGGUUACCAGAUGGAACCAGAGAGGCAUUGGAUUGGCCUGCAUCACCACUGCGUUUUUGAUUCACGGCUUGGCUUUGAACUGGGGAGUGAGAUUGCAAAAUGCUCUCGGCAUAAUCAAGCUCUCUAUCAUGUUGAUCAUCGUGAUCGGUGGAUUUGUCGCCCUUGGUGGACAUCUGAAGAUUGAUGAAAAGCCGAAGAAUUUCACUAAUGCAUUUGAGGGCACAACUGCAAGCGCCUAUGGAAUCGUUACUGCACUGUACAACGUCAUCUGGAGUUUGAUCGGGUACUCCAACGCCAACUACGCACUUGCAGAGACCAAGAACCCUGUCAAAACUUUGAAGAUUGCCCUCCCUGCCGCUCUUACUCUGGUAUCGAUCUUAUACAUCUUGGUGAACAUUGCAUACUUUGCUGCCGUUCCCAAAGAAGAGAUUGUCAGCUCCGGUCGUAUUUUGGCAGCCUCAUUCUUCCGCAAUGUAAUGGGUGAGAAGGCCGAGCGAGCCCUGUCCGUUUUCGUGGCAUUGUCCGCAUUUGGAAACGUUCUGAGUGUCAUUUUCUCCCAAGGAAGACUGGUCCAAGAAAUUGGUCGUGAGGGUAUCCUGCCAUUCUCCCGCUUCUGGUCGAGCAACAAGCCACUCAACGCUCCUUUCGUCGGUCUUUUCGAGCACUGGCUUGUGUCUGUCAUUACUAUGCUGGCUCCACCCCCUGGAGAUGCAUACAACUUCAUCCUCAACAUCAUCUCAUACCCAUUGUCCAUCGUCAACGUCUUUGUUGCCAUCGCACUCAUUCAUCUCUAUCUCAAGCCCUUCUCGCCCAACCGUAAUCCCGAGCAAUGGGCACCACCAUUCAAGGCCACUCUGCCAGUCACGAUCUUCUUCCUAUUGGCCAAUCUCUUUCUGGUCAUCGCCCCAUAUGUGCCUCCUGAUGAGGGACAGAAUGUUUACAAAUCCUUGCCGUACUGGCUUCACUGCGUGGUUGGCAUUGGAAUUUUCGUCGUCGGUGCCAUCUACUGGGUUAUCUGGGCACAGAUCCUCCCAAGACUUGGGAACUACGAGCUCGUACGAGAGAACACCAUUGGAAAAGAUGGCUGGACUCACAACAUCUUUGUUAAGAGACCAAAGACUGCGUGA